AUGCAGUGCAAUAGCACUACACUCCUGGUCAUUAUCAUGGGGAUAGUGGCACCUUGUUCUAAGGUGCAGGGUUUUUUCCGUUCAGCAGGUAAGCCUUCUGGCCCUUCUAUGCAUCAAGUGUGCAAUAUGCCAGGCCUCUCUGCAAGUUAGGAAUCCCCUGCAGAUUGGACGGGAUUGGGCAGGUUGGGCAUUGGGCGUCAUCAUGGCGACAGUUCUCUGGCAUGUGUAAGUCACCAUUGACUCUGGGAGACUCAGAGAAAUGUUCUGCUUUUUCACCUUUUGUUCAGCCUGCCUGUAUCCUUGCCUCUACACUUUCACCCUGAUGAAUACAUAGGGUCCCAUCUGUGCUCUACCUCUAAAGCAGUAUUAUUCCCCUUUAAACUACGAAAGAUCCCUGGGAAAUGUAACUUGGUCAGCAGGCUGAGAAUUGUUAGGAGACCCCCUUCUCCUCAAUGUACAAAGUGGUUUAAGAGCCAAGGCUUCUUCCCGGCAAAUUUGGGAAUUGUUGCUGUGGGAGGGGGCUUGGGGUCUCCUAACAAGUCUCAUCAUUCCUAAUAAACUACAGUUCCCAAUGUAAUUUGGGGAAGCCAUGAAUGUUUAAAGUGGUAUAAUAGUUUGAGCCUGCCCUGUAACUAGUGAUAAUGGGAGGCAUACCCUUCUUUGUUACAAAUCCAGUUUUUAAAAUUCAAGUUUGGAAGUCUCUUGACACAUAAAUCUACAGUAAUAGGAAGUGUUCACUGGGAUUUUAAAUCUUUUCCUUCUUUAUAGUCGAUAACUUCUUAAAGGUAAAAGCAACAGAGAUUUGGAAGCGCAGUUCCUGUUGAACAAAUCCAGAAACGUCUCAGGAAACAAUGCUAUACAAAAAUAAUGACAUUGGAGAACCCGUAUUUUCCCUCCCCCUUGGAAACAAUGGCUGCCUCUACACCAUACAGUGGUGCCUCGCAAGACGAAAUUAAUUCGUUCCGCGAGUUUUGUCGUCUUGCGAUUUUUUUCGUCUUGCGAAGCACGGUGUCGGGAAAGUUUUGGAAAAGCUUCAGAAAUCACCAAAGUCUUAAAAAACCUCAAAAAAGGCUACCACACCGCGGUCUAUGAGGUGCUCCUCGAAGUCAAGUCGCAACUGUAUUAACGGUGUUAAGAAAAAGGAAACAAACUUGCAAGACGUUUCCGUCUUGCGAAGCAAGCCCAUAGGGAAAAUCGUCUUGCGAAGCAGCUCAAAAAACAAAAAACCCUUUCGUCAGGCGAGUUUUUUGUCUUGCGAGGCAUUCGUCUUGCGAGGUACCACUGUACACUUAAGGCACAUGGAUCCCUCCUACCCCAAGGCCUACAGUGCCCACAGAGCUACAAUUCACAGCACCCAGAACAAACUACUGUUCCCAGGAUUCUUUGAAGAACACAAUUUGCUUUACACAGAUAGUGUCUACACAGGCAACAUCACAUGAGCUGAUAGUGCCCUUUCUAGGAAAAAAUUCCAGCUCCAGUUCGAAAGCAUCACCUUCUUUGGCUUUUGGAGAGACAUUCUUAACACUAAAAGAAAAUGAAAUCAAUAUGGCUAAAAAGCCCUUGGGCUAGCAUCCCAUGGGGUAGGAAAUAUAAAUUAUUUCAUGAUCUCAGUUUGGAUUACAAUAGCAAACUUUGCUCAAAGUCGCAGCUGAUUCUACAUUUGACUUGAGAAUUAUGGAUGCACUGCAUUCGACAGCAACUAAUACAUUCCAUGCGGGAAUCUGCUGCCUUUAGUGCCUCGGGUGUGUGUGUGUGUGUGCGCGUGUGUGUGCAACAGCUUCGUUGUCAGUGUGACCCCAACGACAUUCACUGAAUUGAUUAUUCUUAAGUGCUGCAGUCUUCUUAAAGGCUAUGGGGAAAAACCACCACUGAACUCUACAACUGGACUCCAGAUUGGGCUCUUUAAUGUGUAUGCCUCUUGGGUCCCAAUGUGUAGGCUCCAUCUUUGGCUACUUGGUAGAGAAGAUAUCAGAUGUCGGGUUAACAAAUGUCUUCAAAUGGUAUUAUCUUCUGUGCUUCAUAAGAUGAGCUAACAUAUAUGGUACCUGUGGCUGUUCCUCUUCCCAUCCUUCCUCCAGGAACUAUACCUAAAAAAUGCACACUCACUCCGGAUUAUGGAAAAUGCAAGACCUUCCUUACACAUUUUUACUACGAUGUUAAGAGCAAAAUGUGCAGGGAAUUCAUUUACAGUGGUUGCGGAGGCAAUGGAAACAACUUCCUAGAUUUAUACCAAUGUGUUUUUGAGUGUCACCCGUCUGGUAAGGACAAUUUUAAUACCCCCUCCUUUCCCCUAAACCUUAAAAACAACCAAAUGUUUGAAGUGAAAAUCUUUUUAUAAGUUGCCCUUGUGUUUCUAGGGAGUGUUGUACUGAAUUGAUUCUCUGCUGCUGGAGGUGUUCUGCUGCAUCACUUUUUAAAAAAAGAGAUGUUAAUAGGAGUUGUUGUCCAGCAACAUAUAGUGACCCCAUCUUUCCACACCCUUCCCCUACAGACUCCCAUGGCCCACAAAUUCAACUUCAGUGGGGACCCCAAAAUUCUUGUAAGCUGCCUAGGGAGGUGUUAACCCUGUAAUAAGGGGGGGGGAUGUAAGCAUUCCUGCCCUUAGUUCUUACAGUAAUCUCUAAAUAAAUAAAACAAUUAGAAGUGAAAGCAGAUUACGGAUGGGGAAGCUGAAGCCCACCUACCUCUUGGAUUAUUGGCUGUGCCAUUAGCAGAGGUGUUUUUAGAGCAGUGUGACCAGUUUCCCGGCACAUGGUGAACUGAGCUGAGAGGCCGUCUACCCACCUCCUUCCCAAAGCCUAACUUGCUUUGCGAAGGGGGCAUGAGGGCUGUGGCUGACAGGGUCCUAGAGUCCUCCCAGAUCCUUCCCAAAGCCUACCUAAUGCUUGCCCAACUUUGGGAAGGUGAUGGAAAGAGUCUAUAGUAACGUUUAAUGGAGAUAGUACAGGCAUAGGGAUGGUGGGAGUUGUAGUCCCAAAAUAUCGAGUUUGCCUGUGCCUGAGAUGGUACAAUGUUUAAUUAAGAACCGGAUGGGGAAGAGCAGUUCCUGAAUUAACCUCUAGCUACUUGUAUCAGCUGUCCAAUGGUCCGUUUUUCAUUUCCCCGUAAAACUCUGUAUCUAAGCUGUUUCACACUCACAUCAAAUGUGCUGUACGGUAAGAUUCUUCACCUUGUUCUUUUCACAGCACUUCAAGUACACAGGCUAAUUGGGUGGAAACAAGGUAAGAGUUCCUGUGGCUGCUUGCAGUGCGAUUCAGAAAUGGAGUGGGGGAGAUGCCUCUAAAUAUGAGAGUCAAAAGAGACAGGACAUAAGCAGCAAGAUGAUGAGAAGGGACUGCCUCAGUCUGCCACUUUGUGGGACUUGGGAGCAGAGAAGGGAACCCUACGAGGGCAUUUCAUGGUUUACACAUCCUGAACAUAGGAUAUGCAAACCAUGAAAUCCAGGCCCCCCAAAAUUGAUGGGCAUUUCCAUUCAAAUGGUCUCUGUGUGCCAAGUCUUUUGAUUAUGUGGGGCAGGACUUUAUUAUUACGGUCACAGACCAGUUCUGGCUCACUUACAAUAUCAGGAAAAUCAUAAAACACAACAGGAAUACAUUGAAUUGCAUUUGGGUAUAACAGAGGCAAUUCAGAUAUAGCGGCAGUUAAAAAUAUAUAUUAAAUCUUGAUGACUAAAAUAUAACCUAAAAUUGUCAUUUAAAACCUUAAUCAUUUUGGUAGUACAUCUUGUUCCCUAAGUUUUAUGGCAGUUGCACAGAAUUUGGCCACCCUUAGCGUAAUCUCUAGAUUCUUGUCCUCUACCUUGUCCUCUUGUUUUAGACAUUGAAGUUCGGACCCAUUUGGAGAUUUUUGUAUAACAGGAGUGAUAAAUACCGAGUGUAUAUCCCCAUAGAAACGGCAGCGUAACAAGACAUGAGAGACAGUUUCUACCUCUAUCAAGCCGCAGGGACAGACUUAUUUCACAUAUGGUUUACCCUCGAAUCUGCCCUGCAAUAAGGCAGAUGGCAGCACGUUGAAUCUAGUGAGGGUAAAUGACCGUCUGUAUUUGGGUAUUUGUAAUUUUGACAAAUAAUUUGCUGGGGUAAAUCCUCUCCCAUUAUCUUUUAUUGCCGGGUGUUUAUUCAUCUCGCUCACGUGGCAUUGCAGUUCCACAUCCCAAAUUCGUUGGUGGAUUAUUGCUCUAGCUUUCUCAUAACCUACAGCUAUCAGGGCCUGUGGGGAAAACCCCAAGCCUCUUAGCUUUCCAUGCAGUGUAGCUUUCCAUUUGGAUUGGUAGGGAUCCAGUAGGGGGCAGGACUUACCUUGGCCUCCCCCAAUGUUUUAUUCAUGUUGGCACCCCUGAUACAGAAUCUUGGGGUCAAAGGGGCUGGGAGAUGGAUGGGGUCUUUUUCAACACCCGACAUUCCUGCAUGCCACUCCAGGGUUCCAGUCAUUGCCCACUUGGAACAGAUAAUCUCAGCAGUUUGAACUGCAGGACUUUGAAAUAGGAUUUACAUCUACUAUGGUAGAAAAGCUUAUAUAUGUGUGAGCUUUCCACAUCCCCCUUUCCUCCUCCUCCAGAGCUACCUCUAAAAUGCAAGCGGCCAUUUACAUUCGGAAAUUGCCAAUCUAGUGUGCUACGCUAUUAUUACAAUGUCAAGUUGAAGAGAUGUUUCAUGUUCAUAUUUAGUGGAUGUGGAAGCAACGAGAACAAUUUCCAUUCUUUCAGGGAAUGCUACGAGGAGUGUGAAAAGUAUGGUAAGAAUGAGCCACUUUUUGUCUUUUUUUCAAUCAACUUUUUGCUUAACUUUAUGCAUUCUCUAGUGGCAUUGCAGCUCCACUAAAGCAGCAUAUUGCCCUAUAAACACGGGGGGAGUGGGGUAGCUUUGGUACUAAUGGGGUAAGCAUUGCUGAUUUGAAAAAAGUCAGAAGAAAUGCAACAUUUGACACUAGAGUGCGAAAGCUUGGUGCUAGAGCAGGGAAAGUGUGCAGGCUUCAAAGUGAAAGAAAAUCUUGUAUAGCACUAAGGGAAAAAAGGGAAAGGGGGCAGAAUUUUGUUUUUUUAAUGUUAUCAUUUGAGAACAGUGACAAAAGUCACCUGAAUGCAUAGCUGAACAAAGGGUUCUGUACAGUGGCAGCUCGGUUCUCGAAUGUAAUCUGUUCUGGAAGCCCAUUUGGCUUCCGAAACGUUUGAAAACCGAGGCGCAGCUUCCCAUUGUUUGCAAGAGCUUCUUGCACUCAGUGGAAGCCACAUCGCACGUUCAGGUUCUGAAAAAUGUUUGAAAACAGAAGCAUUUACUUUUCGGCGUUAAGGAGCCAAAACGUACAAUAGUGGAGGCGUUCAGGAAUGGAGGUUCCACUGUGCUGGCAAUCUGAAACAUAUCAGACUAGGGACUCAGUUACAUUAGUAAAAAACAACAACAACCACAUUAUGAUUGUGUUAAAACACUGCGACACCAGAUGCUGCUGUAGAGCUGAAAUCUGAACUCGAUGAUAUUUUUCAUUGUGAGCUUUGAAACUCCCCCCCCCCAGCGUUUUUUAAUAACUGUGUAGAUGCAGCCUUAGGGAGAGUAUCCCUUGGGACAGUGGUUCUCAAACUUAUUGCUCUGUGCCACACUUCCAAAAUAAAGGUUUGAUUGCGCCAUACCAAAAAUUGUUAUCGAUAAGAAAUAUCUGUAAAUAAUUGCAACGUUCUGUGUAUAAGGUGACCCCUAAUUUUAAACUUAAAAAAAUUGGGGGUAAAUAUAGUAUUAUACAUGGAAAAAUGCAGUAGUUAUAAACAAGUAUCUUUUAUUGUCCUUGAAUUUUCCCACCACACUUGCCAUCCUCUCCUGCCACAUUGGUGUAUCUAAUUACUGCAUCUAAUCUGAUUCCGUUUCACCUAAACUCCACUGGCACAUAGAUAAAGGGAGGAUGUUAAUUUAUGUGCAUAUUCAUGGGAAAGGACAAGACAGCCUACCGAUCAUUAAUGGAUGCUAAACUGAGCUGUAGUAAGUCCUUAGCAUAGUGCUUUUUCAAGAACAGAACCAUAACUAGAGUUGCUCUAGAUUGCUCCGUAGCAAUUGUAACUUUCAGCAUAAAAAUGGUCUCCAGUCUCUGCCAUUUGGUUAACAUGGUUCUUCUUCUCCUUAUAACAGAAAUACCUGAAUACCUGAUAAAUCCUGACAUACUUAAAGGUAAGGACCAAGUAAAGGAGGGAUCCAUGGCAUUCUCCUUCUGACCUUCGUAUGCAUUCUGCCUUCCACUCCAUUUCUUCAGUUCUGCAGCCUGUUUUUUCAUGUCUCCUUUGCCGUAUCUAUACUACUAAGCUGUUACUUUCUAUGAAAGGCUGCACCAACUCAGAGGCUGUUGGUGAAUUUUCUGUCAUAGUAUGCUAAAUAUGUCUUAAGGAAUCUCAGAAACCAUAAUCUCAUCCUAUCUACACAGACUGCAUCUACACAGCUAUAAAAAAACACUCUGAAAAUGCUAUGAAAAGAAACCGUUUUAAAGCUCACAAUGGAAAAUUUCAUAGAGUUCCAAUUUCAAUAAAUUUUCACAGUGCUAUAAUGCAUUUAUAAGUAAAUGUAAUGAGUCCCAACUGGUCUCUUUCUUCUGUUGUCCACAUUUCCACUCUUGUCAAUGUGACUCUUGAAUCCCAGGGCAGAGUUUUCAUAAUUGUCACUGAGAUAAACUCAGGUGUUGCAACCAGGCGUCCAAGUGGUGGGGGCUGGGGGGUCUUCAGACCCCUGCCAUUUUUUUCAAGGAGGGGUCUGAACUCCCCCAAAAUCCUGUGGCUCCACCCCACCUCCCCAUCAAUGUCACGUGGGGAGGAGGUGGCCCAGCUCCACACUCCCCAAUACCCACCCAGCGUGCGAGGGCCGGCAUCGUGGCGGUGGGACGCCUGCCCAGCCCUGCCCAGUGGUGUGCCCCACGACAUGGGGGCAAGUUGGUGCCUUUGGUUGCAACCACAAGUAUGACACCUUAAAACUCUAUUUCCUUCAAAGAACCAAGUAAUAAAUAUGAACCUUGUUUCUGUCCUUCUCUGCCCCUGCAAUAUCAGAGUUUCUUCUUGAUUACUGUGACCAACCCCUAGACAUGGGAGACUGCCACAGUGCUUUUCCUCGCUUUUACUACGAUGACAGGAGCAGAACCUGCAAGCCGUUCAACUACACUGGCUGUGCAGGGAACAGAAAUAACUUCAAUGAGGAAUAUGAAUGCUUUUGGGCAUGUGCAGGCAAUGGUAAGGACACAGAAAAUGUUUAGAACUUUCCCAGAGAGGAACUUCCAUUAUUCUCUGAAUGUUAUUUAUGCAAUGAUUGCGUUCCAACUGCAUUAAUUCAAUAUCCUCAUUUCAUAGAAGAGGGAGAAGUCCCCUCACCCUAUCUGGUGGGCACCAUUGUGGGCUGGCAUUCCUCCACGCAUGGGAAUUCAAUGUGGGAAUACCCAGGGACUGGUUGCGUGGCGAGUUCCCGCCCCCCACCAGGAUAAAUAAAGACACGAGACACCAUGGUUUAAGGUUAAAUGGGCGAAUUAGGCCACAACUUUAUUGAAUUCAGGAAUGAGAGGCAUUGGCUUAGGCACUGGUCCUAACAACUAUCCGGCUCCAGCCCAUUUGCUGGAGACACAGGGAAGGGUUAACACUAUAUCGGGGGAGUCUCCCGCCGAGGCACGUCGACUAGGAGCUCCCCUGGGUCAUCGCUCGGGGGCGUGCCUUUGGCCCACACCUCCAUAGGCUUCAGACAGGGCCACGCCCCCCGGAGUCCUUUAACGGACCACCCUUCGCUCACUGGGGGGAGGUGAUGGCGUUCCUCCCCCCCCCACAUCCUCUUAACCCCUUCUUACCAAUGCCUACCGCCACACGAGCAAUCGCUCGCCGCCAAUACUCUCAUGCCUGAAACCAAUCCCUUACCCCCUUUGCUAUAUCAGUAAGCCACAUGUCAUUUCCCGCAUCUGAAAGAUGCACGCCAUCAGCCAAAUAUCAUUUCCCGCAUCCGAAAGAUGCACGCCAUCCAGCCAGUAGAGGCCUUGCAGUUGCCCGGGUGGUCAAUGACCCACCCACCCCGGGCUGCCACUCUACGCACCACCGCCCGAUCCAAGGCUUUCCUAGCCCUAUUUAUGGCUAUCGGGCACCUGCUCUCUCUCCAAACCUGGCUUUCCAUCAACAAGGCCCAAAGAAUGGUGAUGUUUGGAUAAGAGGCCUUAAGUUCCUCAAGGUCACUAAAGAGAUGCCACAUCAAGUCGACUGCCUUUCUGUAAGCUAAAUCCUUUUCGCCUAAUUGGAUAACUGAAUCUGGGGGGCCCUCCGCUGCCGCUCUGGCCCUAAUUGCGGGCCACAUUUCGGCCCAGCGCAUUCCCCUCCGAUAGAUCCAAGAUAUAUUGAUGUAGUUAAGGUGCGGCCCGAGACCGGAAUUGAUGGCGCGGACCCUGGCCCAAUGCACAAUGCUGUGCCCGAUUAUCCAGAUGCGCGCCCUCAUAGCUCCUUCACCCUAGGGUCCCCGUUAAUGGCAUGGUUUCUAUCCCAGUGGACAGUGCAGGGCCUAUAAUCCAAAUGUGCACCAUAACGUCACCUGAAAGCAAAAGAAGGUAACGAAGCCAGGUCAAGUAUACUGUGAACAAUCACAAGGUCUUACGAAUAUAUCCCUUAAAUGCAUCAGACUUCCACUGCCCCCAAGUCCUUCAUCCUUUCAGCUGAGAGUCCCAAAUGCAGUGCUGUGGUGGCGGCCCCAAUCCUAAAGGAGUUAGCCGCGAAUUCAGCUGAGGAUAAACUGCAGGCAGCAAUCUCCCUUCACAUAAUGCGCGUGGACUGAUGCCGUGCAAGGCGGGAGCCAUCCAAAUGUAUAAGGAGUAGACCUGAGACGGUUGGUCUCACGUACAUGAAAUGUUUAGUGUCCUUUUCUGCUGAUCGGUUUUGGAACAUUGGACAUGCAGGACUAAAUUGGAUCUGAACAAGGUCAGGUCUCUCAAACUAACCCCGGGCAGCGGAUUCUGGUUGGCCCUUACAAACCACUUCGCUAAUGCGCAUAGCGCCAAAGGCAAUGGAGUAUGCAGCUGAAAAUAACCGGGCCUUGUCCUCGGACCAACAGAUACUUCUUAUUUUAUUUUAUUAUUAUUAUUAUUUUAAUUUUAUUUAAUUAUUUAUUUAUUUUGGAAUUGGCAUAGAAUGUCAUAAGGGCCUUCUACCAUCACUUUUAGGAGGCUGCAGCCUGCGCCAGCCCUACAACAACAACAACAACAACAACAACAACAACAACAAUAAUAAUUUAUUAUUUGUACCCCGCCCAUCUGGCUGUGUUUCCCCAGCCACUCUGGACGGCUUCCAUAGAAACCAGAAAUACACUAAAAUAUCACACAUUACUAAACUUCCCUGAACAGCAGCCCUACGGUGCCCUUCACACUAAGAAGUCCACACCAGGGUCUAUGGAUUAAACAACCUUACAGAAAAAGGGAGAUUGCCGCCUACUGGAUGUUUAAGAGUCUUUGCUGCACGACCCAGCACCCUCCAAUGUACCAAGUAUUGCAGAGCUUCAGCCUUGGUAGGUGGUGUGUCAAGCCUAGGAUUUUCUACUUUGCCUUGAGGUGUGUCAAGCCUAGCAUUCAUUCAUUCAUUCAUUCAUUAUUUAUUAUUAUUAUUAUUAUUAUUAUUAUUAUUAUUAUUAUUAUUAUUAAUUUAUUAUAAAUUUGCCUUGGAACUCCAUAAAGUCCAACCAAGCCUUUUUAUAAGAUCUAAGCGUGGACGGGGCUCCUGAAGCUAAUACUCCCUUCAGGACAUCACGUUCCCAAGGCUCCAAAGGUGCUCCCAGAAUGGCUGUGGCACUUUGCUGCGCCUGAGCAUCUGUGAUGUCAUUGUUAACCCUAGGGGUAAAUUUGGAACGUGGGGGCUAGCUGGCGAAAAGAGGGUGAGCCCCCUCUGCGCCGGCCCUAAAUAGGGCAGACACGGCCGGGAUUCCCCUGCUCUCACGGGGGCUGAAACCAGCCCCCGCUCACGUGGGGGGUGGGCGUGAAGCCCGCAACCCCACCUCCGGGGCAGGCCGGAAGUGGCUUUCUCUGACCACAAAGGAAGCCUCUGGGCUGAGCUUGCUGCCUGGGUUAUUGGACCAUAUAACAUCGGUCUUGAAAGACCUACACUGGCUCCCAGUACAUUUCCGAGCACAAUUCAAAGUGUUGGUGCUGACCUUUAAAGCCCCAAACGGCCUCGGUCCAGUGUACCUGAAGAAGCAUCUCCACCUCCAUUGUUCUGCCUGGACACGGAGGUCCAGCGCCAAGGGCCUUCUGGCGGUUCCCUCGCUGCGAGAAGCCAAGUUACAGGGAACCAGGCAGAGGGCCUUCUUGGUAGUGGCACCUGCCCUGUGGAAUGCCCUCCCACCAGAUGUCAAAGAGAAAAACAACUACCAAACUUUCAGAAGACAUUUGAAGGCAGCCCUGUUUAGGGAAGCUUUUAAUGUUUAAUAGGUUAUUGGAUUUUAGUGUUCUGUUGGAAGCCGCCCAGAGUGGCUGGGGAAAUCCAGCCGGAUGGGUGGGAUAUAAAUAAUAAAUUAUUAUUAUUAUUGGUCCCAUCUGCUCACUUAAUUAGCGAAUCAAGAGCAGACAUGGGCCACCAAAGGGUUUCUGAACAUUCAGAUUGGUUUGUUUUUUGUUUUUACUAUGACAUGAGGUGACCAGUGGGUGGCAAUUUUUCUUUUUUGACUUAGGCUGUACACAGGCUGCACAUUUAAAGCUCAUGACUUCUCCCACAAUUAUCCUGAGUUCUGAAGUUGAACCUGCACUGAGCUCUGACUACAAGGGCCCUUAAUAAAUUACAGUGGCACCUCUGGAUGUGAACGGGAUCCAUUCCGGAGCCCCGUUUGCAUCCUGAAGUGAACGCAACCUGCGUUUUUGUGUGCAUUCACCACUUCCGCGCAUGCGUGUGACAUCAUUUUGAGUAUCUACGAAUGUGCAAGCAGCAAAACCUGGAAGUAACGCGCUCUGUUACUUCCGGGUUGCCGCGGAGCACAACCCGAAAAUAUUCAUCCCGAAGCAUAUUGAACCCGAGGUAUGACUGUACAGUUCCCAGGAUUCGUUAGGGGAUGGCCAGAUGCUUUAAAUAUAUGGUGUUUAUACAGCUUUAACUAAUCCAAAGGCAAUUUGGUGGAUCAGUUGCCAUACCAGCCCUCUACAUUUUGGGAGCUGAACCUCUGAACCAUCCCCAUUGCAUCCCUUCCAAAAAUGCCCUCAAGGUUAUCCAUUAGGGGACAUCAUGGGCCAACUCCACACUGUCGUUGUUUUGCAGAAUUGACAGAUCUCCCCCAACUUUAAAAUAAUAAUAAUAUAAUAAUUUAUUAUUUAUACCCCGCCCAUCUGGCUGAGUCUCCCCAGCCACACUGGGCGGCUCCCAAUCAAAUAUUAAAACAAUACAGCAUUAAAUAUUAAAAACUUCCCUGAACAGGGCUGCCUUCAGAUGUCUUUUAAAGAUAGGAUAGCUACUUAUUUCCUUCACAUCUGAAGGGAGGGUGUUCCACAGGGUGGGCGCCACUACCGAGAAGGCCCUCUGCCUGGUUCCCUGUAACCUUACUUCUCGCAAUGAGGGAACCGCCAGAAGGCCCUUGGCGCUGAACCUCAGUGUCCGGGCUGAACGAUGCGGGUGGAGACGCUCCUUCAGGUAUACUGGGCCGAGGCUGUUUAGGGCUUUAAAGGUCAGCACCAACACUUUGAAUUGUGCUCGGAAAUGUACAACACCAUACCUUUUGAAGUAGGGAAGAUGAUAGGAAAAUGCAGUAAAACUGUGGGAGAACAUUCAAUGGAUUGGAAGUCGUAUAACCCCAAAUCUCAAACCACACACUCUUUCUUUACCCCACCAAUGCAUUUUAUACUUUUUAGAGCAUAUAGAGGCAGCAGUGGGGGAUUUCUGUCAAUCUCCUGUUCUCUGGUCAAUCUGCUACCUGCACCACUCAACUGAUUCUGCCAUGUAUGAUGUUAUAAACUUGUCUCAUGUUUCCCGUAACUCAAUGUCUCCACAAACUAAAAAUACCCCCAAAACUUUCCUCGUGGUGGAAACAGGUCUUGGCUGCACCUUCACAUUUAAUUGUACAUACCUCUCACUUCUUUCUUCAGGUUGACCUUGAGUCCUUGUGCAGAGCUCAGCCUAUUCUAUUUUCAAACCCACUAACAUCUCACUGAAUCCAGUGGAACAAAGGCAGCAGAGGAAACCAGGAG
Messenger RNA from Podarcis lilfordi (Lilford's wall lizard), 12144 nucleotides. Lineage: Eukaryota; Metazoa; Chordata; Lepidosauria; Squamata; Lacertidae. The record is from the annotation of a GenBank genome assembly.